This is a messenger RNA of Cyprinus carpio (common carp), 599 nucleotides long. RefSeq names its product somatostatin 1, tandem duplicate 2 (gene sst1.2). Gene Ontology annotation, cellular component: extracellular region. Lineage: Eukaryota; Metazoa; Chordata; Actinopteri; Cypriniformes; Cyprinidae. Gene Ontology annotation, biological process: regulation of cell migration. The record is from RefSeq and is a predicted model, not a curated record. Gene Ontology annotation, molecular function: hormone activity.
GUGGAAGGAGAGUUUAAAAAGAGCGCUUGGGAUUCCCGAGGGUCCAGAACCAGAACCACAGCUACAAACAGACACUCCGUGAACAGAAGACAGAGGUUUGACAUGAGACUGUGUGAGCUGCAGUGUUAUUUGGCCCUGUUGGGUCUGUCCCUUAUGCUAUGUGGUCGCAGUGCAAAUUCUCAGUUAGAACCGGACCUGGACUUCCGCCAUCGCAGACUUAUGCAGAGAGCAAGAGCGAUUGGAGAGGCUACACAGGACUGGACUAAGAAAGAUGUAGAGGAGUUCCUUUCCCUGCUUUCCAUGCCUGAAAUGGAGAUGCGAGAGACUGACGUUUCAACGGCAGGUGAAAACAAGGACCUGCGCGUGGAAAUAGAACGUUCAGCAGAAAGCUCAAACCACCUGCCCGCUCGGGAACGCAAAGCAGGAUGCAAAAACUUCUACUGGAAAGGCUUCACUUCAUGCUGAGGCCCUCACUUGAAAAUGCCAAUAAACACCUUCUCGAAUCUAUUGCCAAGCUAACUGCUAAGUUAAUUGGUUCUGUCAGUCAAUCGAUUGAUUGUAAGUUAAUAAAAUUCUAAAUAAAGAAUAAAAAUAAAAGA